This is a messenger RNA of Ruditapes philippinarum (Manila clam), 3349 nucleotides long. Its product is annotated as titin homolog. The record is from RefSeq and is a predicted model, not a curated record. Gene Ontology annotation, molecular function: calcium ion binding. Lineage: Eukaryota; Metazoa; Mollusca; Bivalvia; Venerida; Veneridae.
AUUUUAAAAAGUUCCUGCUUCCACAAUCGGGCAACGAAGAUCUUAUACUAUCACCGGCAGCAAAAGCUUUAAAGUUGCAGCAACCGGAAACCAAUUCUACCGGAAAUAGUCAACCGGAAGUGACAGAAAAGAAUGCAGACGAGAAUACUGAGGCAGUGGUAGAUGCCGUAGACAGCGCUGUUGAGUCUGAAAAACCGGUGACAGAUAGUCAGUCCAGCGAAUCAGAGAAAAAUAAAUCUGAGAGCGCUCCAGAAUUGUCGGAAGAAGAAAAAGCGCUUCUGAAAAAGAGAAGACAGUCAAUGCUAUGGGGUUAUAUGAGUCUAGCCAAACCGAGCACGACAUCAAGACCAGCGUCAGAAUCGUCAGUCGUUGAUGAAGUUUUUGAGGAAUCGGACCAAGAAAAGCCGACACAAAAUGAAAUAGCUAUCAAUGUUGAAUCGAUUACAGAGGCAGAAGGGCAUAGCGAUAUAGAGGAAAUUAAAACAUCUUCACCAACAGAGGGCGCUGGACAGUUACUAGAUGCUAUUCGGGAAGAAGAUGAACACUCUAAUUAUGGAAUAGUAAACAAUGAAGAAAAUGAGAAUUUAAAGAGUAGCUCUGAGGGUAAAUUUAUUAGUGCUUUAGAAAGUAAACGAAAACUUUUCUCAAGGCAGAGUUCGUCUGCAUCUUUGAAAACUAAAAUAACAGACAGUUUUGGGGAUUCGGGUAUAGAAACCAUGGAUUCUGUGAAUUGUUCAGAAAUUCGCGAGCAGCCAGAUGCUUUUGAUAUCUCUGAAGUUGAUGAAGAGGAGAAAAAAUCAAGAAAGCGACAAAAAUCUUUGUCUGAAGCGAUUUACAGUGGUAACGAAGAUGACGAGGAUAUGGUGGAUCCAUUGCACGUGCAUGAAUCGUUAUCACGUGUCUCGUCGUCAGAUUCUCUUUUGAAACUUGACCUUGAAUCUGAUGAAAGGCUUCCACAAGAAAGUGAUGACGAAGAUUAUACGACGGAAAGAGUUAUAAACUUUGUAAAUGAGCAGACAUAUAUUGAAAUUAAGCCUAAGUUACCGACGCAAGAGGAAAUCGAAAGAGAGGAGGAGCUUAAACGAAUAGCGGCAGAACGAAUAAAUAGAGCGCACAUUCUAGAACAAGCAAUAAUUCAGCGUUCUUAUAUCACACCAUCUUUAACCAUUUAUAAAAGUAAACUGGAGCGUCCGAUGACAGCUAGGCCCUCUGUUAAUGGCAUAAAUUGCUCACAUAUUGAUAUAGAUCUAAGGUGCACAGAACCACCAAAAGCAGACAUUAAAUCUAUGAGACAAUUCAAAGAGCGUGUUAACAGUGCACGAUCCAGCAGACGAGAAGAACAAAAACAAUUAGCAAAAACUGUUGGUGUUAUAGACAUAAGUGAACGUGUGCAUUCACAUCAAAAUCUACAGAAUAAAACGGAUAGACAAAAGUGGCCAAUGAGGCCAUUAACUAGGCCAAGGUCACCAAUAGGAAGAAAAUUGUUUAGUCCUUGUGAGAAAAGGUUUAGUUUAGAUUUAGAAACCGAUGAGUUUGAAAGACUAAGUCAUAAAAGGGAACCGCGGGACAGAAAACGAGCCAAAUCAGCCACGCCUUUACGUAGGUCUUGCUCCCCUUCUUUGACAGUGACUGGAGAAAGAAAGCAAAUUAAACGGCCUCAAACCGCCUCCUUGCCUUACACCUCCUCGAGAUAUGAAAACGACAAAAAGCGGGACGUCUUAGUAGUUGAACCGCUGGCAAACGCAGAUGAACUGUAUCCUAAUAAAACCGCAUUAACAACACAUCACCAUGGAUUUAGGAGUAUAUGGCCGAUUGGACGAAAAAUCAAUUUGAUACAAACUAAACAACCUUUCAAAGCAUUUGAAAUGAAUUCUUAUUCAAGGAAUAUAGAGCGAAGACUUUUUCCUUUAAAAGGCGAUCAUUCUAUUAAAACAUCAUCUCAGUUGCUAAACACAACGGUAAGUAGUCUCCAGGUAACAAAUGGAAAUAAAAAUGUUAUAAAACUCGAAAUGGAAACUGAAAAGGUGAGAAGGCCAGCAAUCCGAAAAUUGUCUUUAUAUAUCACACCUAACAGUACCCCUCGUGCGGUAAGGUAAUCAAAGAUUGUGCCGUAAGGUUAUUAAAGGUACAUUAAUUAGAUAUGAAACAGCGACUCAAAAUAUGAAUUGGACAUUUCCGUGAAACUUCGUGUUACAAUUUUCUUUCGGAUAAAUUCGGACAGUAUCAAGUCGUCUAUGGAAUUAAACCAUAACGUUUUUAAUUGAAUUUAGCAAUGUUAUAUUACAAGCAUUUAUGGUUGAAGUACUUUCUACUACCUCUGUCCUCGUACAAUUACAUGCAUUUAUUUUCAGCAUUACAUGUUUUUUUUAUCAUUUAUAGAACUACUUGUCUAGUAAUGUGCUAUAUAGUGAAAGAACCAUAACUCGUUGGUUGCUAGCAAGAAUGACAAAAAUCGUCAAACUUAACCUCUGAUCUAUUUUUAUUAUAACUUAAAAUGUAUCACUUUUCACUACUCUGGUGAGUUUUUGACCAUUUUGACACUAGAAUGUAUAAUACAUGUGCGACCGUAUCAUAAAGUCGUUAUAUGAAGGUGUCAUUUUUUCCGGAAAUGUUUCACAAAUUCAUAUAACAUUCAGUUCAUAAAGGAAGAAAAGUCUUCCGAAUAAAUAGCAGUACUUUUUAUUUAUUGGUUAUUUUUUCUUUAUUAUUAUAAAAAAAAUAGUGCUCUGACUUAGAUAUGUACUGUUGGGUCUUGGUUCAAUCUUUCUUUUUUUAUUUGUCACAUGGAAUAAAGAAAUGUUGUUGAAAUACUGUUAAAAUUGGUGAAAUGUUAAUAUCUUUUCUGAUAAUGAAGUAGUAUUUUUUUUACUUACCAAAUGCUAUUGUUUUAUAAUGAUUUGUUACUUCUUAACAAACUUAGUCAUUUUAUUUAUUUAUUUAGUUAUUUAAUAUAUAAUAUUUAUUUUAGUCUUUAGAAAUAUCGACGAGAUCUGUGUGUUGGAAACUCACAAUACCGAAUUUAUGUUAACCAAUUAAAAAAACAGAUCUAGAUUCUAUUUAUAAAACUCAUUGUUAAUCAUUCACUGUGAUGAAAUUAUUUUUUUUUCUCAAUCAACUGUCACUUGAUAUAUAGAAAAUGUAGACUUCAUUUUUAUUUUCAAUUUCGCAGCUUGCCCUAGAGACUGUAUCGCAUAACUUGUUUUCGUUUUAUUCAUUUUUACUCUUCAGUGCGAUCCUCUUUACUUUAUGAUAUAUAUUCAAUAUAACUUCUCAGUGAGAUAUAUUCGUUAUCAUUUUACAAUGACAAUUUUAAAGUUGCAUGCUUUCAGAUGAACCCAAAAUAUUUCAA